AUGACACUUUUCACCUUUAAAAACUGUGGUAUAGACCCGAAAGGCUCUUGUGCAGCACCCUGGAAGGUAUCCAUAAAUGCAAAUAACGCAUUCUGUGGUGGCUCACUUAUUUCUGAUAGCUGGAUUGUGACGAAGGCGCAUUGUGUAAAAGACACCCCCAUUCAUGAAAUAAGCGUGAAUUUCCCAUGUGGUCUUGGGGAAUAUCACGUCGAUCGUCUGGAACUGUAUCCAAAUUCCAAUCCAGUAAGGAACAUAAACGAUAUAGCGGUAAUUCGAUUAGAGAAAAAUGGCCCCAAUGAGCACAUGACAUCGAUAUGUUUGCCACCACUGAAGAAUCAGGCCGAAGUAGUUGACCUAGAACGCAUAUUGCAAGACCUAAACACCGAGUACUCAGAUAUAGAGCCAGUGUACGUUGCGGUGCAGGAUGGCUUUAGUGGUACGCUAAUCUCAACAUUUAAUGGCCGACAAACAUUGGUCGGUUUGAUGUGUUGGGAUACUGGCAGUAGAUAUCCGAGGCCUACUUAUAUGAGUUUAGAGGAAUUUAUACCGUGGUUCAAUACAGUGAUGGCCAACGAUAAAGAGUAG
Molecule: messenger RNA, 585 nt
Organism: Anastrepha obliqua
Lineage: Eukaryota; Metazoa; Arthropoda; Insecta; Diptera; Tephritidae
Product: urokinase-type plasminogen activator-like
Exons: 4
Coding region: 1-585 (194 amino acids)
Biological process (GO): proteolysis
Molecular function (GO): serine-type endopeptidase activity
Source: RefSeq, a predicted model, not a curated record